Messenger RNA from Mirounga angustirostris (Northern elephant seal), 2342 nucleotides. It is a transcript of the gene COL13A1, whose product is annotated as collagen type XIII alpha 1 chain. The transcript has 39 exons. The record is from RefSeq and is a predicted model, not a curated record. The coding region runs from base 43 to 1905 and encodes 620 amino acids. NCBI's taxonomy places the organism in Eukaryota, Metazoa, Chordata, Mammalia, Carnivora, Phocidae.
GCUGGAAGACCCGGCCACCCAGGGGACAAAGGUGCCAUUGGGAUGCCUGGACGUGUGGGAGUAAAGGGCCAACCAGGCGAGAAGGGGGCCCCAGGAGAUUCCGGCAUGUCCAUCAUCGGCCCCCGUGGCCCCCCUGGUCAGCCAGGCACUCGAGGUUUCCCUGGAUUUCCGGGUCCCAUUGGGCUCGAUGGCAAACCGGGCCACCCCGGACCCAAAGGGAAGAUGGGCCUGACGGGUCCCCGAGGACAGCCGGGACCUCAAGGACAAAAAGGAGAAAAGGGUCAGUGUGGAGAGUACCCACAUCGGGAGCACCUAAGCAGCACUCUUUCGGCUCUGCACUCCAACCAGAUCAUUACCCUCAAGGGUGAACAGGGCCAGGCCGGCAUCCAAGGCCCGCCGGGGCCACCAGGCCCCCCUGGACCGAGCGGACUUCUGGGGCCCCCGGGACUGCCAGGGCCCAUGGGGCCACCCGGCUUACCCGGGCCUCCUGGACCGAAGGGAGACCCAGGAAUCCAGGGCUACCACGGCCGGAAGGGAGAACGGGGAAUGCCAGGGAUGCCGGGCAAACAUGGAGCAAAGGGAGCUCCUGGAAUUGCUGUGGUUGGGAUGAAGGGUGAGCCAGGGACCCCGGGAGCCAAGGGUGAAAAGGGGGCUGCAGGCUCCCCUGGGCUAUUCGGCCUCAUGGGGCAGAAGGGAGAAAAAGGUGAUGCUGGUAACUCCAUCGGAGGGGGCAGAGGGGAGCCCGGCCCCCCAGGGCUACCUGGGCUCCCCGGGCCAAAGGGAGAAGCUGGGGUUGAUGGCCAGGCCGGCCCCCCAGGACGGCAAGGAGACAAGGGGGAGCCUGGAGCAGCUGGAGACCAGGGACCAGCCGGCCCCAAGGGCACCAAGGGGGAACCAGGGAAAGGAGAGAUGGUGGACUACAACGGAAACAUCAACGAGGCUCUCCAGGAGAUCCGAACGCUGGCCUUGAUGGGGCCCCCUGGUCUUCCCGGACAAAUCGGCCCACCCGGAGCCCCAGGCCAGAAGGGGGAGAUCGGACUUCCAGGCCCUCCAGGACACGAUGGGGAAAAGGGACCUCGAGGCAAGCCAGGAGACAUGGGCCCUCCCGGUCCCCAAGGCCCCCCAGGAAAGUUUGGACCUACAGGAAUGAAGGGAGAACACGGACACCCGGGGAGCCCAGGAGAGAAGGGGGAGAAAGGGGAGACAGGACAGGCGGGCCCACCGGGUCUAGACGGCCCAACUGGGGAGAAAGGAGAACCAGGUGGCCAAGGGAGACCCGGAGCAACAGGAUUGCCCGGCCCUACCGGGCUCCCGGGAUUUACAGGAGAGAAAGGAGAGCCCGGGGAGAAGGGGGAGCCAGGAGUAGAGGUUUCUGGGCCUCCAGGGCCAGAGGGGCCCCCCGGACCUCCGGGGCUCCAAGGUGUUCCUGGACCAAAGGGGGAAGCAGGACUAGAUGGAGCAAAAGGAGAGAAGGGUGUCCAGGGAGAGAAAGGAGAUCGAGGGCCGCUGGGAUUACCCGGAGCUUCAGGUUUGGACGGCAGGCCUGGGCCACCGGGUACUCCAGGACCAAUCGGAGUCCCAGGCCCAGCGGGACCAAAGGGCGAGAGGGGCAGCAAAGGUGACCUGGGGAUGACAGGACCAACAGGAGCAGCUGGGCUUCCUGGUUUACAUGGACCACCCGGAGACAAAGGAAACCGGGGGGAGAGGGGGAAGAAAGGCUCUAGAGGGUCCAAAGGGGAUAAGGGAGACCAAGGAGCACCUGGAUUAGAUGCCCCCUGCCCAUUGGGACACCGAGGUUUUAAAGGAGAGAAAGGGGAGCCGGGGUUACCAGGGCUGGACGGACUGGAUGCCCCAUGCCCAUUGGGUGAAGACGGUUUACCAGUCCAGGGCUGCUGGAACAAGUGAUGCCUCUAACCUGGGAUGGGCCUGUGUGUGUGUUUGUACAUAGAAUAUUUAUUUUUAUACAGUUUUCACUUUUUGAAAAUGCCAGAAGUAUGAUGCAUCUUACAGAUUAUUAAAAAAAAGAAAAACCUGCAUAUUUUGUACAAAGAAUGCCAACCUCUUUCCCUUUGUUUACAAGAUGUUUUGUAUAAGUCUACGACUCUAAUACACUUUUUGUUUGUGAGUAUGGGCAUAUGUUUGCAUGAUAUUUGUGCACACUUAUUAAGUAUUGAAGCGUAAUAAAUUAUUGUGUUCUGGUGCCAAAGGGGGCCAGCCAGCACCGAGGUGCUCGCUAGCUUAUGUGCGAAUUCACGGGGACGUGGAGGUCAGUGGUGUUUGCCUAGGUGUGUCUAAGAAUAUUUUAAACUCUUAUGGAUUUUCAUUAUUAAAAAAAAAAGAAA